ACCCAAUCAACGUAAUGUCUUAUUAUAGAUAAACUCUUAUUAUAGAUAAACAUCAAUGUGAACUUAAGUGGUAAAGCCAUCUCCAUCCUUCAUUUCUCCCAAGGUUUGCCAUCUCCUCACAUCUCGGCUGUAUAGAAAUGUUCAAAUGGCGCAGAAAUUUCUUUUCUCUGUUUCUCCAAUCGUUUUACUUACGUCGUCCUUUGCAACAGCAGCAUCAACUGCAUGUUAUCGAGAAGAUGGCAACCAUGCAGCAUCAGGCUCGCUCUUCGUGCCAUGUAAUCAAAACCAGAAGUUUAGCAUGUGCUAUAGAGUGAGCACUGAUGAGAGCGUGUUCAAUUAUCCCCCAGACCUAGGCUGUCUUCCAAGCGGAAUUACGAUAGCCAACGCAACCAUUAUUGGUGCUAAUCGAUAUUGGCGCCAAAGCUACAGUGACCAAACAUGGGAAAGUGAAUAUUGUCUCAAUGCGUUCAACGACUGCCCUAUUGACGCCAAUGGCAACGCUCCGGUCACACCCUGUGAUAAGGACGCCGAGCAAGCCACGACCUGGUGUUGUGGGCAGUCAAAUACAGAUUGCUGCGAUACCCCAGCCUACCCUGAGCCCCUCUUCGUCGUCCUCCUCGAGUUCUUCAAAGACCACACCCACGACAACACCUGCAUCAUCCCCCACAGAAACACCCAUACUACAAGCCAGCGGGCUCUCCACCGGGGCAAGGCAGGAAUAGGAUCCGCGGUCGGAGUAGGCGCAGCUGUAUUUAUUGGCGUAGCUCUAUGGCUACUUAUGAGACGGCGCAAGAGGAAGAAUAGGACUGAAGAGCACUCUGUGCCGGAUCUAUCAGAGAAAUAUGGAUAUGUAGGGGGGAUAUCAGAGCUGGAUUCUCGAAGAACCCCCACGCAGUUGGAUGCGCCAGUUUUUGUAAAUGAGAUGGAGGGAUCGAGGGGGAGCGCCCAGAAAAAUAGCGCUGGGAAGGCUAAUAAUGUGUAUGCGCCAUAUGGAGGUAUCCCUGCAGAGUUAGGGGAUGGGAAGAGGGAGAUAUAA
Molecule: messenger RNA, 1036 nt
Organism: Pseudogymnoascus verrucosus
Lineage: Eukaryota; Fungi; Ascomycota; Leotiomycetes; Thelebolales; Thelebolaceae
Exons: 5
Coding region: 146-1036 (296 amino acids)
Source: RefSeq, a predicted model, not a curated record